This is a messenger RNA of Oncorhynchus tshawytscha (Chinook salmon), 2372 nucleotides long. Its product is annotated as probable G-protein coupled receptor 34. The coding region runs from base 231 to 1229 and encodes 332 amino acids. Gene Ontology annotation, molecular function: G protein-coupled purinergic nucleotide receptor activity. Gene Ontology annotation, biological process: G protein-coupled receptor signaling pathway. Gene Ontology annotation, cellular component: membrane. The record is from RefSeq and is a predicted model, not a curated record. The transcript has 2 exons. Lineage: Eukaryota; Metazoa; Chordata; Actinopteri; Salmoniformes; Salmonidae.
AGGGGAUAUUUGAUGGUUGACUCACUUCAGUAUUUCCUUGAUGGGACUUAGUUUUGUCGAAAGCACUGCUCAUGGACAGGAACUAAUUCAUUUCAGUCUGAGACUGAGAGUGGAGCGGAGCGGAGGGCAGAGCAGCUACCCAGGUGAUUGAUCAGAGUGCGUCGUCCAAGUGAUUCAGCUUGUGUCUCGGCCAGUGGGACUAGAUUGAAUACCACCCUGUUAGUGGGACGAUGAGGCACCUAGGAGACAACUCCAGUGGGCUUGAUGUGAACGGCACCUCCUGUGAGGUCCAUGACAGCAUCCUCUCUCCUGCCUUACCAAUUCUCUACUCAAUAAUCUGCUUCUUCGGCCUGGUCAGCAACAUCAUGACCAUAUUUGUGUUCUUCCUGAGGAAACACUCUGACUCGUCCAUGGCUGUGUACAUGAACCACCUGGCCAUGGCUGACUUCCUGCUGGUGAUGUGUCUUCCCCUGCGGGUCUACUACCACAACAGCCCGGGCCCCUUUUACCUCUGCAAGGUACUGGGCGUCUUCUUCUACGUCAACAUGUAUGCCAGCAUCCUGUUCCUCAGCCUGAUCAGUCUGGAUCGCUACCUGAAGAUCAUCAAGCCUGUGUGGGUCCUGAGAAUCCACAAGGUGCGGUGGAGCCACCGGGCGUCCUUCUCCGUGUGGGCAGGUCUUGUCCUGGCCAUGUCUCUUUUUUCCCUAAGGAAAGACAAGGAGCGCCCCUGUGAUAGGAUCUGCUUCCACUUCCACCACAAAGGACUCCUGGGGGGCCUGGCCAACCUCACCGUGGUGGCCUUCUUUUAUGCUAUCUUCCUCCUCUUUAUCUGCUUCUAUGCUCGGAUAACCACCAAGCUGAGAAAGAUGUCUUUAGGCAACCGGGACCCCAAGGCCCAGCAGAGGAAGAGCAGGGUGAUCCUGAAGACCUUUGUGGUGCCGGUAAUCUUCACACUCUGCUUCCUGCCAUACCACCUGGUGAGAGUGCCCUACGUGCUGGCCCAAAUGGAUGUGAUCCAGGCCCUGGGCAGUAAGCAGGUUCUCCACAUCCUCAACGAGCUCACUCUGCUCCUGUCUGCCCUCAACAGCUGUCUGGACCCCAUCAUCUACUACUUAAUGUCCUGUACCUACAGGAGGACCAUCCUCUUUGCCCUGCAGGGGCAGUUCAAGACCAUGUACGCUGUUAACCGCAGACGCAUCAGUAUUAACCGAUCUAUUACAGAGAUAUAGAGCUACAGUAUCUAAGGCAGGGAGUUUUAACAUUUUGCACAAAUUCAUUUGGAUAAUGGACAAGUUGGAUUAACUGAAAAAGAUCAUGUAUAAUAGGCGUUAAUACUGUUAAUACUAUUGACUAUAAAAUAAGAAUAGAAGGAUAUUAUUGAAUGUACAUUAUGAAAUAUAUAGAUAUACAUAUAAAUAUGAACUCUUGUUAUCAAGUUCUUACUGGACUUUGUAUAAUUUUUGGUCCAGUAAGAAUGUUUUUUUUUUAAAUGAGAAUUUGUGCAAUCUUUUUUGUUUGAGUAUGUUACUCACACUUAUGGAGGGUGACCUUAUGUUCUCAUGGUUAAAAGGGCAAUAUACAACAUGACCUUUUAAAUGUCUUACGCACAAGGAUUCCCCAAGAUGAGUAUGCUGUUUCAUUUCAUGUAAAUGACCUACAUACUCACCCUAUGAUUUUCCGACCCUAUGCUGUCGGAAAAUGUAUUCAUUAAAUGAAGUACACUGACAAAGGCUUGUGUCAGUCUUGUGUGCUUUUAAAAAUGAUGUUUUUUUCUGACAUGUGAUCAGUACAUUUCUAUUUUCACACGAUAGAGAGCCGUGAAGGUAUUUGUCUUUUACAAUUGCAUUAGUUAAGUUCACCAACGUUGCUUUCAUUUGAAGAGUUUCUUUCCAAAACUCUAUAUCCACCAAUUUCUCACGUUUGUGUUUUUCAUCAGAACGACUGCUUAGGUGCACCUUCAUGUCUGUGUAAAAUAUUAUCGUUCUCAGAUUUUUUUUGUAUGUAUUUAAAUGUUUUUUUUCCUUCCAAAACGCUAAAAAUCCAUUGUUUAGCUGUAAUGGAAUGUUUGAAUCAUGUAUAUUUGAUUGUGAUAUGUGGUUGUCUCAUCUAGCUAUCUUAAGAUUAAUGCAUUCACUGUAAGUCGCUCUGGAUAAGAGCAUCUACUAAAUGACUAACAUUUCAUUUACAUUCUAGUAAUUUAGCAGAUGCUUUUCUCCAAAGCGACUUACAAUGACUGCGUUUAUCUUAAGACAGCUAGGUGAGACAACAACACAUCACAUUCGUAUCAAGUACAUUUUCCCUCAACAAAUAUUUAUCAUCAAAUUCAGUGCUAGUGGGAAAAGAGAAGGAAAAAUAAAGGUUUUACAUACAGA